GUGUCAUCUGCUUCAAACUAGAGCACAAUUUGAAAAGUCAAUGAUGGCGGUUGUGCCAUAAUAAGCUGCUUUAUUUUCUAAAUAACUGCUAUAAAUAAGGGAAUCUGCAGGCUCCUAAUGAUUCUAGUAAAUUGAAUAUAUUUUAAUAGAAAAUCAAAUGUGUGAUAGUUGGAGAGGUUUUAAUUUGAAAAAAACAAUUCUUAUAGUUUCUAGAAAUAAGCACCUUAAACUGCUUUUCUGAACUGCUGUUGUGUCUCUUUGAUAUUGACAUUUGCUUUGUCGUUUUUACGCACAAAAAUAAUACAAAGAAUCAGGAAUUUGUAUUUGACUGUCUUAGGCCUUUAGUCUUCAAGUGACAGUUCUCUGAGCGUCCUCUGUAAAGGGAGCGCAUCAACCGCUUUCUUCCGCAUAAACGACAUUGCUGUAGGUCAGAUGGGUUUGUUGGUGGGGGUUCGGAAGGCUCUUGGCUCGGAGCUGUGGACCGACAGCCUGCGCGGGUGGAGGAGCAUCACGUUGAAAGAGAGGAAGAGGAGCUGAGAGUGUGAAGAUGACAUGAUGAGAUUCGCGGGGGGGAGGAGCCAAGCUGCAUCUCGGAACCAGGCUGCGUGGAGAGCAUCACCAUCCGAGCCGGAAGCCCGCGCGCGCUGAGCAGCCAAGCCCGCCGCGCUCCGUGACGGACCGCGCCGCAGACACCACCACCUGCGGGCACGGGGCUGGAGAGUCACCGUUUUCCUCCGCAGUUCUGCUCGUUCCCGUCGGAACCAGAUGUUCCAACCCGGUCCAGACCCGUCCUGUUUCACGCCGCCCGGCCCCUGCGGACCCUGAGCGGAAGGAUGCAGGUUAAAAGCCAGAUCUGCGCGGAGCGGAGCAGCACCGACGACCCGGAGCAGGAUGACAGCGAGAAGAAGACCUCGUGUUUUUCCAACAUUAAGAUCUUCCUGGUGUCGGAAUGCGCGCUCAUGUUGGCGCAGGGCACCGUGGGCGCGUACCUGGUGAGCGUUUUAACCACCCUGGAGAGACGCUUUAACCUGCAGAGCGCCGAUGUGGGAGUCAUUGCUAGCAGCUUUGAAAUUGGCAAUCUGGCCCUCAUCCUGUUUGUCAGCUACUUUGGCGCCAAAGCCCACCGGCCUCGCCUGAUCGGCUGCGGCGGGAUAGUCAUGGCGUUAGGAGCGCUGUUGUCAGCUCUGCCAGAGUUUCUGACCCAUCAGUACGAAUAUGAGGAUGGGGACUCGUGGCACGCCGAAGACGGCCGGGAUGUUUGUUCCAACAAGACCAGGUCAGAAAAUCAAGACUCUGGGUUUAACUGCGCCAACCGAGCCAACACCAACAUGAUGUACCUUCUGCUGAUUGGAGCGCAGGUUCUAAUCGGUAUUGGAGCCACACCCGUCCAGCCUCUGGGAGUGUCCUACAUCGACGACCACGUCCACAAGAAGGACUCGUCGCUUUAUAUAGGGAUCUUAUUUUCCACGUUAGUGUUUGGCCCCGCCUGCGGCUUCAUCUUGGGUUCAGUCUGCACCAAAGUCUACGUCGACGCCGUCUUCAUCGACACGAGUACACUCGACAUCACCCCAGACGACCCUCGCUGGAUCGGGGCCUGGUGGGGCGGCUUCCUCCUGUGCGGUGCCUUACUCUUCCUGUCGGCCCUCUUCAUGUUUGGCUUCCCCCAGGCUCUGGACGACCAAAUGGAGGCUGGGGGGGAGAGCGAGCAGGCCAUGCUGCCCCCGUCUCUGAGCAUGGAGUACCAGGGCAACGGCGGCUUUGACAUGAACAGCGGACUGUCGGUGUGGGAGCACCUCCGAGUGAUCCCGCGGGUGACCAGGCACCUUCUGUCCAACCCGGUGUUCAGCUGCAUCGCGCUGGCAGCCUGCAUGGAGAUCGCUGUGGUUGCUGGCUUUGCCGCCUUCCUGGGGAAAUACCUGGAGCAGCAGUUCAACCUGACCACCUCCUCCGCCAACCAGCUGCUGGGUAUGACGGCCAUCCCCUGUGCCUGUCUGGGUAUCUUCCUUGGGGGGCUGCUGGUGAAGAAGCUGAACCUGUCCGCUCUGGGCGCCGUCCGCAUGGCCAUGCUGGUUAACCUGGUGUCCACCGCCUGCUACGUCUCCUUCCUCUUCCUGGGCUGCAACACCGGCCCGGUUGCCGGGGUGACGGUGGCCUACGUCAAUGAGACGCUGCAGACGCGGCAGCCGCUCGAGUCGGCGUGCAUCAACAACUGCAACUGCUACACGGCGUCGGUGAGUCCCGUCUGCGGCUCCAACGGAGUCACCUACCUGUCUGCCUGCUUCGCCGGCUGCACCAAAGCGAACCUGACCAGCUGCACCUGCAUAUCCAGCAGCAGCGAGGAGGCUGUGGCUCUGCCGGGGAAGUGUCCGAGUCCUGGCUGCCAGCGGGCCUUCCUCACCUUCCUGUGUGUGAUGUGUGUGUGCAGCAUGAUCGGGGCCAUGGCCCAGACCCCCUCCGUCAUCAUCCUCAUCAGAACUGUGAGUCCGGAGCUGAAGUCUUACGCCCUCGGAGUUCUUUUCCUGCUUUUAAGGUUGAUAGAAAGUGUCUGCUUUGCUUCUGGCUGUCGUUCUGUUACUGGACUCUGUGAUACAAACGUCGAGGCGAUGUGUCACCUGCUGGGGACGGACCUCCUCAGACUGCUUCAUCCCUCCCCCCCUGAUCUUCGGGAUGGGAAUCGACUCCACCUGUCUGUUCUGGAGCUCCGUCUGCGGUGAGAAAGGAGCCUGCAUGCUCUACGACAACGUGGCCUACAGGCAUCUGUACGUCAGCAUCGCCAUCGUCCUCAAGUCGUCGGCCUUCGUCCUGUACGCCACCACGUGGCAGUGUCUGAGAAAGAACUACAGGAAGUACAUCAAGAACAGCGAGGGCUACCUCACGCCCACCGAGUUGUUUGCCUCCAACGUGACUUUGGACAAUUUGGGCAAAGAGAUCAGUCAGAACCCGACCAGCAGAACAAAGUUCAUCUACAACCUGGAGGACCACGAGACCUGUGACAACAUGGAGUCGGUUUUAUAGCUGCAGUCAUUCCCAUGUGAAGUGCUGUAAACCGUUAGAGCGUCAUCCUCAGCGAGGUUUCGAUCUCCACCACAUCCCAUCCUCCACAUUUAUGUCCCAUCGUAGAUCGGCUCUUUGACGGCAAGCUUGACGUCGACAGCAAUAAAGGAAGAGGCGGUCCUUCUCACAAACCAAAAUAAAAGUCAUCCGAGCCGAGCUUUAUU
Messenger RNA from Oryzias melastigma (Indian medaka), 3218 nucleotides. RefSeq names its product solute carrier organic anion transporter family member 3A1. Lineage: Eukaryota; Metazoa; Chordata; Actinopteri; Beloniformes; Adrianichthyidae. Gene Ontology annotation, cellular component: membrane. The transcript is spliced from 11 exons. The coding region runs from base 834 to 2714 and encodes 626 amino acids. Gene Ontology annotation, biological process: transmembrane transport; prostaglandin transport; sodium-independent organic anion transport. Gene Ontology annotation, molecular function: protein binding. The record is from RefSeq and is a predicted model, not a curated record.